AUGGGUAACAAAAUAAUGGAUGAUGAGGCUGGACGUGGUAGCUCCAAGAGCUCCCACAGUGAUGCUGCAGGCAUGCCUGCUCUAGUUCAGGUCCCUACAUCGGUGACUCUGACAGCCGAACAAUUCGAGAAGCUUUAUCUCAGUCCCAUGAUGCACCGUCAACCAACCCUCGCCAAGAACUUGGGUAAUCCCACUCCGCUGGGAAUUGGUGCUUUCGUCCUCACGGCUACGCCGCUGUCAUGUUGCUUGAUGGCAUGGAGAGGUGCAGGUGGAGCUGGCGCUGCUUUCUCGGGUGUUUUGAUCUUGCUCGGUGGACUUUUGUUGGUUCUGUCGAGUAUUCUUGAAUUUAUCCUUGGAAAUACAUUUUCAUCUGUUGUCUUUGGUCACUUGGGUGGUUUUUGCUUGGCUUUCGGUGCGAGCAUGACUCCUGCUUUCAACUCCGGAGCCCCUUAUUCCUCCACUGGAACGAAUAAUCUGGCAGGCCUUCACAGUCCUGGCUUUGCAAACACAUUCGCUUUUUUCUUUGUGUUCAUGGCGCUAUUGAUGCUUAUCUAUACGGUCUGCGCAACUCGCACAAACUUGGUCUAUGCUGUGAUCUUCAUGUGUCUUAUCUUGAACUUCUCUCUGCUGGCCGCUGCCUAUUGGGAGCUGGGUAUGGAAAAUGAGGUGAUGGGCAACCGUCUAACUAAGGCUGCUGGCGCUACCUUGUUUGCGGCUGCUAUGCUAGGAUGGUAUUUGUUGACCGCACAGUUGUUGGACUCGGUCGGCUUUCCAUUAUCACUGCCAAUUGGUGACUUGAGCUCACUCUGGAACCGUGCAAGCAGACAGACCUACCCAGAUCCCGAGGCUGCUCCAGGAAACAGCAAGUUUUGA
Penicillium malachiteum is the source of this 873-nucleotide messenger RNA. RefSeq lists its product as uncharacterized. The transcript is spliced from 8 exons. NCBI's taxonomy places the organism in Eukaryota, Fungi, Ascomycota, Eurotiomycetes, Eurotiales, Aspergillaceae. The coding region runs from base 1 to 873 and encodes 290 amino acids. The record is from RefSeq and is a predicted model, not a curated record. Gene Ontology annotation, cellular component: plasma membrane. Gene Ontology annotation, molecular function: acetate transmembrane transporter activity.